AUGGUCGCGAGCGCAACGGCCGCGGAUGGAAAUCGUCGACGACGCGGGCGCGUCGCGACGCGCGCGGGACGCGACGCGCGCGCGGGGGUGUCGGUAUGCGUCUCGAUCGCGCUCGGGCUCGCGGGGACGGCGCGCGCGGCGUACCCGAGCGCGUGCGCGGGCGCGCUGGUGGACGCGACGUCGACGGAGCGGGCGAACGCGACGGCGGCGCCGGGGGAGCUCACGGGCGAGGUCGGGGAGUGGUGGACGCACGCGCUGACGGGGACGUCGACUAUGAAGCGGUGUUUCUCUGAUUGGACGUUCGCUCGAGCGAGCUCGGAGACGGGGACGUGGACGCCGUUGGCGUGGCCGCCCGGGAGCGCGACGACGAACGAGACUUCGAUUCCGAGCGCGACGUUUGUGAUCAUUCCGGGCACGGGCGGCGCGGACGCGGUGCUCAGACCGGAUGCAGAGGGAAUGUACGCGGUUGCGCUCGUGGAUUCGAGCGGGUGCCGGAAGAGUCGCGUGGUGGAGGUGAAGGCGACGUGGACGUGCGAGCCGGUUGGAACGAACGACGCCAUGGUGGCCGUAUUCGUGGCGUUCGCCGCCGCUUGCGCGUUUUUCUUUGCUAAAAGUCUCGCGCCGUCGAAUUUUGAGGACGAGCGUAAUGUCUUAUGCGACGUCAAGGCGGCGUAUGGGAUGAUUGGACGCGCCGAGGAACAGGCUGAGGAAGACGAAGGAUACAAGCGUGAGCUCAGGGACACGCUCGCGGAGAUCGAGAGCAACCAUCUCACCGACGUCACGAAACUUGAUUUACAGAAAGAUUUGAGGGAUAUGCUCGUCGAAAGAAAGAGGGCGGCCAGAGAACGAGAGGCGAAGGCGUCUGGAAUGUGGAACGAGACCGAAGAAGAAUUCCAGAGAACCUUGUACGAACGGGAGAGAGCAUUGCGCAAGCGGACAAGGUUUAUGGAACAAGUUUCGUACGGUAUUUCAAAGAGCAUGGCGGACGUGAACUACCAAUUUCGAAUGAAUCGUGCGAAGACUUCGAUUUACGUCAAGUACAAUCUAUCGCGGCUCUUCAAGAAGGAGUAUUGGUGCAUGACUUUGUUGCAAUUCCAACUGCGUGUCGAGUUGCUAGCUUUCACGGCUUUCGCGUGGCGCCGAACGAGUCAUUCGAACGAAAUGUACCGCGAUGGCGUGGCCGAUGUGUUGUUUUAUCCUAAUCUAUUCGGCCCAGGGAUGAAGGCCACUGGAGCGGCCGAUCGAUUGACGAAUUGGUUCUUCGUACUCCUAUUUGGCGCUGUGAUUUGCCCGGUCGUCGUCAAGAUUUUCAGCCGCGUGCGAGACCACUUCGACAAGUGCAUGUGGACUUACGCUGAAUUCGUGGAGAUGGGAGGGGAUCGAACUGCGGCUGUUUAUUUAACAGAUGAUGAUGUAGAGGGUGGUGCUGUCGAGAUGGACGAACCGGGUAGUGAAAAGUUGAGCCGAAUGGCCAGAGUGCUGAUUAUUUUUUCGGCGCUGAGACGAUGGAUACUGUUUCUGCCACCAGUGAUUCCUGAUGACUUUGAUCCGGUGCGCAAGCCGGAAAAGUAUCGUAAAAAGAUAGUUCCAGACGAUGCGUGGAAAACGGCCGAGGCUGAGGAUAUCUUGCGCGCCGUGCGCGUGGAGAUUUCAUCGCCAAUCAACAUGCGAGUGUUACCGCGGAGGGCAGCAGAUCGCAUGCAGCUCGUGGCAAAACUGGCUAUCAAAAGUAGGUUAAGAUCGCGAAGAUUCGGUGCCUUGUCCGAUUUUAUUGAAGGUAUUGGCUACGUCUUGCGCGUGUUCGUUCUACGCGUUGCUUUAGCGCCGAUGCUGUUCGCGGCUCUGGGUCUCCUCAUGGUGACAAGUUCGUUUGUGCCGACGCCGUGGGUGCACGCAUCAAAGGAUAUAUCUUCAGCCCCAGGUGACAAUUUGUUCUUCGCGUUAUUUCUCGGUUUAGGUGCGAUUGCAGUUUCUAUGAAGAUGGCGGUGGAUUCGGAGCUGCUUGAUUUAGAUUUACGUCCAGUGCCAAUUUUCGAAAUUGUCAACGUAUGUCUUAAAGUGCUGCUGUGCUGCAUCACGGCGUACAUGGAAGCCGAGCUUCCGGACCUGGGUGUGCCCGCACUCAACGCAGAGGCUCGAAUAACGUCUUUGCAUACGUUCCAAAAUUUUCUUCCAAUUCUAGUGUGCGUUAUUUUGCUCUUUACGCACCUAAAAAUUCAAUCUUUGCGUGGCUUCGGGCACAUUUGGAACGGGAAGAGAUUGAGCGGAUUUGCAGGCUCGGCCAUGUUCUUUAUUGUGACGUUCAGCGCACGAAUCGUCAACGAACCUCCACCGUGGGCAUCGCGCGCUACGAUUCCCCACCGCGGAGCUUCAAAUUGGGGUCGUCCUGGCGUCAUAAUCGGCAUCAUCACAGCGCUGGUGGCCAUGGGACUGGCGCGCAUCGCGAAUAGCAAGCACGAGUACAAGUGCUUGCGAAAGGAGCUGAAGGCUAUUGGUGAGCCGAAAAACAUUGGCAAAACGGAAGACAUCCUGACGCCCGAGUUUAUGACUGAGCAAAUUGAAUCGGAACAUCGAAGAGAUCGAGUCACUGCGCUGGUUGCUUUUUACAGCCUUUUGGAUCCUGAGCAGAGUGCCCGCAUACUGAAGUCAUUGGUAGACAAGACGAAAUUACCGAGAUCACAAGAUACAACGGACGGCGAGGAUACAAAUGACAAUGACGAAGCGUGGACUACGGCGAAAGACGCGUUUGAAGAGCUAGCGAUCAUCGUGAGCUGUAUCUCCAAUGACCCGGCGCAGGAGUUUUUAAGGACAGCUGGUGAAGAGUUUCUCAAGGGUGCGUUCCUUUCGUACAUUGAAGGAACGAUACAGAUGACUUUGUGGUGCAAAGAAGAAAGUUCCUUUUUGGCUUACGAAGCCGUGCACAAACUGGUCACCCUGGCGAGGGAUUGUAUGAAGAGCGGAGAAACAAAAAGUUUCCAGGCCACCAUAGCGUCGGUGACGAUGGAGUGCAUCCAGUCGCUGGACUUCGCCUACCUCAUGUCCACGCUCCUAUUCAACGAUCAUGACAUCAAGUUGGACGUAUACGGAGACGGCUACGCUGUCUCUGCGAGGACGCUUCGACGAAUGAUAGACGAUGCGUUUGAGAUCGAACCAAGACCUGUGGCGAAGAAGCUCGAUCGCCCCAUCACUCACGUUCGUGAUCCCGUUACAGAUGAGAUUCGGAAACUCGACAGAGUGGAACGCGUGAUGUAUAUUGCUCGCAGUUGGCUGCGACCGGCUCUGAAAACACCAGAGCCGGAGUUGAACUGGCUCACAUCGAUGGGCUACUACGCCACUGUUGGUAAAUUGCAGGCUGAGACGGACGGGGAGCGCAUCGAAAUCGCUCACGACUUCUUGAUGACUUUGUUGCGGGCAUCGCUGAGCACGGACGAGCAAGUGUCUUACUUCGCGAUACGAACGAUUUCUACGCUAGUGCGCGUCGGCGACGCCGCGGCGAGCGUUUUCCAAGUUGAUGGGUUAUCCCUGCUCUUUGAGUGCAGAGACGCAAACGUGGGCACGUCAAAGGAGACCUUCAUCUCAGAUAUCAUCUACGGGCUGACGAACGACGCAAAUAGUAGGUCCGAGUACCUGACGGCUCUGGCGAGCAUUCUCGUCGAGCCACCUGUCGAAGAUGAGCGGUAUAAGCUGAAUGCCAUCGAGCUGUUACAUCAAGCCUUGAAAUUGGAGAUGAGCGCCGUGUACAAAGUGAUGCGGUUGAGGUCUGACGAAACGAAAAUGAAAUAUAAGGCAUCGAUGACUCCGGAGUCGGCUCUGUAUGCACACGAUGCUUUAUACGGAAUGCUCAUCGACACCUCGCCAGAAGUGCGAGAGCACUGCGUGUACGCAUUGGUAGAUUUAAUCACGUUGUUUGUGUGGGGAUCACGCGGCGAAUUUUACGUCUUCACUCCACCCGUGACAAAGGAGUACCAGGAAGUGGCGUUCGAAAAAUUCUUGGAUGAAGCAAAAAGAAAGAUGCCAGGCGGCGCAUUAAUGUCAACGAGUAUGUAUCGCCAUCUGCAUCGGAAAAAAAUGACAGAUAGCCCACAGAAAGACGCCGACAAACUCCUCGCGGUGUUGUUGAAGGUUUUCAACACCGACGGCGACUCCCAAGUGCGAGGGGCAGCUGAAAAUGCUUUGAAAGACGUGAAAGCUCUGAUGUCUGAAGAGCAAGCGGCGGAGUCACUAGCUCUAUACGAUGAAAAGACGGACCCGCGUGACGCAAGAGGAUCAGCCCCUUCGCGGAAGAUUUUGCGUGAAGUGACUGCCGCGAUACACGCCUCGGUCGAGAGGCAACACGAACAGGAUGCGACCGCGUCCAAGCUUCGAAUGAACGAGUUUUGGCGUAAAAUGAAGGAAAGGAGUAACGUAAAUACUACAUCUCAACCUCGCGUAUCCACGAAAGGAGGAAAAGUCGAAGUGACCGCACGCGACAAAGAGCUUACGACCCGCUCAACGCCUGGCGGGCGUCUACCUAUCGUUAAGGAUUCUAUUGGCUUCAAGAGAAGAGACAAAUACGCCGCGGCAGUGAUUGUACGUCACCCACCGCCAGCUUCCGAGCACGAUGCGCUCGAUCGUCAGAAAAAGGAGAGAAGUGCGAUCAGGGCAAAGCGACUAAUAGCGAGAGAAGCGACUCAGGAGCGAUGGUACGGAGGAGAAAACUUCUCACGAAACCAACGUGCAGCGUCGAUUUCGAACGAUAUCGUGGAGCCGAAGAAGAGCGCCAUGUCGAAGAUCGACGAACUCAAUAAGAGACCCACAAUCACUCCGCCGUCGUACGGGCUCACUCGACUCCCGAAAGAGUUUAGGACAAGACCAAGAAAAUUAGAAGAAUAG
Molecule: messenger RNA, 4872 nt
Organism: Ostreococcus tauri
Lineage: Eukaryota; Viridiplantae; Chlorophyta; Mamiellophyceae; Mamiellales; Bathycoccaceae
Product: Armadillo-type fold
Exons: 1
Coding region: 1-4872 (1623 amino acids)
Source: RefSeq, a predicted model, not a curated record